This is a messenger RNA of Stegostoma tigrinum, 1938 nucleotides long. RefSeq names its product sodium- and chloride-dependent neutral and basic amino acid transporter B(0+)-like. The coding region runs from base 1 to 1938 and encodes 645 amino acids. Gene Ontology annotation, cellular component: membrane. Gene Ontology annotation, biological process: sodium ion transmembrane transport. The record is from RefSeq and is a predicted model, not a curated record. Gene Ontology annotation, molecular function: L-proline transmembrane transporter activity. The transcript is spliced from 14 exons. Lineage: Eukaryota; Metazoa; Chordata; Chondrichthyes; Orectolobiformes; Stegostomatidae.
AUGGACAAAAGAAAAUUAGCUUUGGUGUUUUCACAGAAUGAUCGGCAAAUCCACCCUUCGGAGGACAGUGCUACCACUCAACCUACAGGUAAAAGUGAGGAGAAUGUGGAGCGGGGUAACUGGUCCUCAAAGACUGACUACUUGCUCUCGAUGAUCGGUUACGCUGUGGGCCUCGGCAAUGUCUGGAGAUUCCCAUACCUGGCUUACAGAAAUGGAGGAGGUGCCUUCCUUAUUCCCUAUAUCGUCAUGCUGGUAUUUGCUGGGAUGCCCCUGUUUUUCCUGGAAUGCUCAUUUGGACAGUUUUCCAGUUGUGGACCCAUUGCAGUGUGGAAAGCUGUGCCAAUCCUACAAGGUGUGGGCGUCUCCACAGUCCUUGUGUCGACAUUUGUGACAAUUUACUACAACUGUAUCAUCGGCUACAGUCUGUACUACCUGUUUGCUUCCUUCCAAUCACCUCUACCAUGGGCAGACUGCUUCAGUUGGUGGGGAGCAGAUGAAACAUGCAGCAGGACUCGAAAAGAUCCGCUCUGCAACCUCACCCUGGAUGAUGGAUAUUUUGAAAUUGUUAAUAGUACGUCGCUGCAGGCGAACAAUGAAACUUGUCCAAACGGAUCAGAAAUCUUGGUUCCUCACCAGGGUCCGAGUGAACAAUACUGGGAUAAAGUGGCUUUGGACCGUGCUAGUUCAUUGGAUGAGACUGGGGAGAUAGUCUGGUAUUUAGCUCUCUGUCUGCUUCUGGCCUGGCUUAUAGUUGGAGCAGCGCUAUCUAAAGGAAUCAAAUCUUCAGGAAAGGUGGUUUAUUUCACUGCGACAUUCCCAUACGUGGUUCUAACCGUACUCCUGAUCCGAGGGGUUACCCUGGAUGGAGCCUCUGAAGGAAUAGAAUUCUACAUUGGAAGCCAGUCGGACAUCUCAAAACUGGCCGAUGCUGAGGUCUGGAAAGAUGCUGCAACACAAAUUUUUUAUUCCAUUGCAGUAUCUUUUGGAGGUUUAACAACACUGGCAUCCUACAACAAAUUCCACAACAACUGCUACAGAGACACCAUCAUUGUCUGUGUUGUUAAUUGUGCUACGAGUGUGUUUGCUGGAUUUGCCAUCUUCUCCAUCCUGGGACACAUGGCUCAUGUACAAGACAAGCCUGUUUCAGAGGUUGCACAGUCAGGUUUUGGUUUAGCCUUCAUUGCCUAUCCAGAGGCCCUUGCACAGUUGCCAUGGGCACCUUUAUGGUCCAUUUUGUUUUUCUUCAUGCUGCUUACUCUGGGACUCGACAGUCAGUUUGCAUCUGUAGAAACAAUUACAACAAGCUUGGAGGACCAGUUCCCUGCUCUUCUGCAAUCAAAACGACAUUAUCUGUCAAGCGUGACUUGUUUUCUAUUGUUUCUCUUUGGCCUCGUUUGUGUAACACAGGCUGGGAUUUAUUGGGUGAAUUUAAUUGACCAUUUCUGUGCUGGUUGGGCUCUCCUUACAAUCGGUGGUCUGGAGUUUAUAGGGAUUAGCUGGAUCUAUGGGGCAAACAGAUUCAUCAAGGACAUUGAGAUGAUGAUCGGGGAAAGGAGUUGGCUCUUCUGGCUGUGGUGGAGAAUCUGUUGGUUUUUUAUUUCUCCAUGUUUGCUGGCAGUUAUCUUAACUUGGUCUUUAGCAACAUUUGUCCCACCAACAUACGGACCUGUUGAAUACCCUGGCUGGGCAAUAGCCCUGGGCUGGUGUAUGAUCAUCUUCUGUAUUAUGUGGGUCCCCAUUGUCGCUGUGGUGAGAGUUGUUCAAGCUGAGGGCUCUACCUUGGGCCAGAGGAUUACUGCAGCUUGUACAUCGACACCAGACUGGGGACCAUACUUGAAGCAGCACCGAGGGGAAAUAUACAACAAUCAGAUAUGCCCUAAACCACAAUUUAUCAACAUGGAACUUCCAAAUAUUCAUCAUGUAAUGUCAAAGUUCUAG